AUGUCGCUCACGUCGCAGCAGGUCGCCAUCAUCCAGGCGACGGUGCCCGUGCUCAAGCAGCACGGCGAGCACAUCACCACCACCUUCUACCGCCACCUCCUCGAGGAGAACCCGGCGCUGAAAAACGUCUUUGGCAUGACCAACAUGCUCACGGGCCGCCAGCCAAAGGCGCUCGCCCACGGCCUCCUCGCCUACGCCAGCCACAUUACCGAGCCCGCGGUGCUGGCCGACUUUGUCGAAAAGGUGUCGCACAAGCACGCCUCGCUCGGCGUCGAGCCGGCCCAGUACGCCGUCGUGGGCAAGUACCUCCUCGCCGCCAUGGCCGAGGUGCUCGGCGGCGACGCAUUCACGCCCGACGUCCACGACGCCUGGGCCGCCGCCUACUGGAUCCUCGCCAACAUCAUGAUCGAGCGCGAGGCCCAGAUCUACGGCGAGGACCCCGCCUGGACCGGCUUCCGCCCCCUCGUCGUCGUCAGCAAGCAGCAAGAGUCGGACGAGAUCACCUCGUUCUAUCUCGAGGCCCCACCUAGUAGCGACGGCGCGCAAGCGCAGCCGCAGCCCCUGCCGUCGUUCAAGCCGGGCCAGUACGUCUCGGUGCGCUUGCGCGUCCCGGGCACCGAGUUCUUGCAGCCGCGGCAGUACUCGCUCAGCCAGGCGCCCAACGGCCGCCAGUACCGCAUCAGCGUCAAGCGCGAGCCGCGCGUGGCCGACCUGCCCGAGCCGGCGUUCAUCUCGAACCUGAUGCACGACCGGGUGCACGAGGGCGACCGCAUCGACGUGUCGCACCCGCGCGGCGCCUUUUUCUUUGACCCGGAGAGGGCCGAGCAGCGGGGCGCGCCCGUGGUGCUCAUCUCGGCGGGCGUGGGCAUCACGCCGAUGAUGUCGAUCCUCGGCGUGCUGGCAGAGGAGCAGGGCGAGGGCGAGGGCGAGGGUGCGGCGCGGCCGGUGCACAUGAUCCACGGCGCGAGGUCGUCCAAGGUGCUGGCGUUCGACGACGACGUGAGGCGCAUCUGCCGCGAUCGGAGCAGCGUGAGGCGGACGCUGUUCCUCAAGAACCCCGUUGCCGGUGCGGUGCGCGGCGUCGACUACGACUUUGCGUCGCGGGUCAAGCUCGACGAGCUCGAUGGCGCCAAGGACCUGUUCCUGGACGACGAGCGGGCCCUCUACUUUGUGUGCGGGCCGGAUACCUUUAUGGACGAUGUGGCGCGCUUCCUCGAGGGCCAGGGGGUGGCGGCGUCGCGCGUCAGGCAGGAGAAGUUUGGCGUGUAG
Molecule: messenger RNA, 1269 nt
Organism: Pseudozyma flocculosa PF-1
Lineage: Eukaryota; Fungi; Basidiomycota; Ustilaginomycetes; Ustilaginales; Ustilaginaceae
Exons: 1
Coding region: 1-1269 (422 amino acids)
Biological process (GO): cellular response to nitrosative stress; nitric oxide catabolic process
Cellular component (GO): intracellular anatomical structure
Molecular function (GO): nitric oxide dioxygenase [NAD(P)H] activity; oxygen binding; heme binding
Source: RefSeq, a predicted model, not a curated record